This is a messenger RNA of Sapajus apella (tufted capuchin), 10457 nucleotides long. It is a transcript of the gene CPLANE1, whose product is annotated as ciliogenesis and planar polarity effector 1. The record is from RefSeq and is a predicted model, not a curated record. NCBI's taxonomy places the organism in Eukaryota, Metazoa, Chordata, Mammalia, Primates, Cebidae. Gene Ontology annotation, biological process: cilium assembly. Gene Ontology annotation, cellular component: ciliary transition zone. Bases 359 to 10138 code for a protein of 3259 amino acids. The transcript is spliced from 53 exons.
CGCUGCGGAAGCUGAGGAGGGCAACGCGCGGGAGUAGGGGCGAGGAGCGUGGUGGCGGCUGCGGCUGGCCGCUCAGAGGACCCGGGCGGGGGUAUCUGAGAGCAGGGCCGCCGGCGCUCCCGACCAGCUCUGAGCAGGCGCCGUGGCAGCACCCGCGCCCCCCCUGCCCGCCAUCCGCCGUCGCCAGGACGCAGGCUCGCGUCAGGGCGGGCGACUGGGCUCGCGGCCGUCGGCCUGGCGUCUCCACCACCAGCAGUCUGCCUCGCCGCGCCUUCCCCGCUCCCGACCUGCCGGGCCCUGCCCCUGGCGGAGAAUCUUGAGACUUUUUAUCUAAUUGGUCAUUGAUAUCUUAACAAACAUGGAGGUAAGAUUAGAAAUUUUGACAUCAACAAGCAUUAAGCAGAAAAGACCAUGGCCACGUGUCUCCUGGUUGGGAAAGGAAAAAGAAGCUGUUUUUCUUUUGGAUGAUAAAUUUGUAAAUGAAAUUAAUUUGCUAUCAGGAAAGAUAAAGAAGAAAAUUCCUAGUCUGCAACCUUUGUUGAAGGAUGUUAUUGUCCUAACAACGUCCAGUAAUGAUGCCUGGCUGGCUGGGAUACUCAUUACAGGAGAGCUUUUUCUUUGGAACAAAGAUCAAGAUUGUUUGAAAACUAUACCAAUAACUGAAAAGCCUAAGGAAAUGAUCAAAGCUACAGUAGCAAGCUCUUUGAGACCAUACUUGUAUGUAUCUGGAAAUGGGAAAAGAAUUCUGCUCAUAACACCUUCUGGAUGCAUAUUUCUUUGGGAAUAUUUGGAAUUAAAGAAUAUCUUGGCUUCUAAAAGCCUUUCAUUGGUGGGUCAGUGGUCCCAGGUCAUACCUGAAGAAGCAGUUCUCUUGCCUUCCACUGAAGAUAAAGAAGCUGUAGUGAAUGCUGUUUUUAUAAAAAACGAGUUAUUUGGAGACUGCUGCCUGUGUUCAUUUACUUUUUAUUCUGGGGAGUGCCUGAAGUUAACAUUUCUAGCAAUUCGGUGGCAUGAGAAUGUAUUUACAUCUAUAAGAUCAUUGCCAUACCAUGUUCACUGGGCUCAACAAGACUGUCAUCUCUGCAGUCUAAUUCCUAAAUGUGAAUCAGUAAAGUCAAGAGGAUCUCUAAUUUCUGCCUUUUCAAGAGAUGGCCUUACUCUGGCAGUAACUCUUAAUCAGAAAGACCCCAAGGCAACUCAGGUAUUAUUUAUAAACACACUGAAUUUUGUUACUCUCUGUGGUAGCCUUAAAGGGUGUAGUAACAAGAGUCCCGUUGUGCCAACUGCACUUAUUAGGUCCUACUGGGUAGGUGAUAUCAGCUGGACGCAUGAUAGUCUUUUUCUGGCUUGUAUGUUAAAACGUGGCUCUCUGGUUUUAUUGACCUGCCAAGGUGAAUUGCUAACAUUGAUUACAUUUGGUUGCUCUAUAGAAUUUGGGCCAGCAGAAUUUAUUCCUCUUCAUCCACUAAUAACAUAUAGACCACAGCAGUUUACAUUUCAAGAUUCAAAUAAUUCUAUAGAUUCAUCAGCUUCUGAUACUGACCCUAUGAGACAGAGAUUUUCUAUAAAAGCACACUCACGGUUACCCUACCUCGUUAUAUCUGAUGGAUAUAUGGUCACAACCCUUCGAUUUCUUGAUAACCUGUCUCCAUCAGUGCACAUGAGAUCACUUCUACUUGAUUCAGCCCAGAGGCUUGAGAAAAUAUAUCAGAGUGUGAUAUUGUCUAAGCCAAAAGGCAAAGGACUGAACUUGCGAUCACUGAAUUCCCUAAGGUUUAGUCUGUUAAAACACCAAGGAAAUGAAAGUUCAGCUGCUUUUACUGUCCCCAAAUUCUUGCAGGCAGAAGAAACAAUGAAUUUAAAUGAAAAUACAGCAGAUUUUCAGGAUUUUGAAGCAGAAGAAACUGAUGAAGACAGACACUUUCCAGACAACUUAUUUCCUUUUUGGAACAAAAGAGAUGAUCUGCUGUAUAGUAGUAUCAAGGAAGGAAGAUUGGAAUUUGCAUCUAUGUUUGAUACGAUACAUGCAAAGGAUGAUAGUGAGGAGACAGAUAGAACCAUUACAGUACUGCAUUCUAUCCAGAAAAAUCUACUUGCAGCAUGGACUAUAGGAAUUUCAAAAACUGUGACAGAAAAAAAUUUAAUGUUAAAUUACAUAGUAGUUUGUAUCACUCAUUUUUUUUACAUUCUUCAAUUUAUAAAAUGUCCUUUUCCCAAAUUUGACCUUUUUUUAAACAAAAGCUCAAGACAUAAUGCAUGGAUACUUUGUAUCUUUCAACUUUUUCAUCAGUGUUUAUCAAUCCGUUACUGGGAUAUAAGAUACAAACAAGAUGUGGGGCAUUUGAUAAAGCUAACCUCAAAUACUAUAAAACUUUUGCUGACUCAGCAACAGAAGGGUCAGUUAUUCUCAGAGAAACUUUUAGCCUGUUUUUAUUUACUCAAAAUGGUAGCUGACAAUUUAAAUGGUGUAUACAGUCUUCAACCUGAAGUUAUUUCAGCAUCAGCUGAUGGAAGUAAAAUAACAGAUCAAGACUCAUUGGUGGUACCUAUUUUUCAAAUGUUUCGAGAUAGUAGUUCUCAGGAAAACUGGUCUUGGAACUCAUUUUUCAAGAUUCAUCCUCAAGUAGUAAGUCCUGUGCAACAGCCAGGACACAGAUUGAUUGUUCUCUGGAGAGUAUUGUACAAAAAAACUUUAUGGUAUCAAGCACAAUUAAAUCGAAGAGUUCCUGAAGGUGAUAGUCAGUUAACUGGAAAGUUGACACAUGAAGCAUCUACUGUCAAGUCCCUGUUAUGUCAUUUGCAGGCUAACCUACAGACUACUGGAGAUCACUUGAACCAAACCUUAGAACUUAAAUCUAUUGAUGGGGAAGAGUGUUUCUUAUUAGGAUCAUAUGAAAAGUCUGUUCAGCUGUGGAAAGACGCUCUACAAGAAAUCCAAGAGAAAGGAGGAAGAAGGACGUAUUUUCUUCAGAUACGCUAUUAUCUUUCCCUCUUAUACUGCCACCUCUAUAGUUAUAAUUUAAAUGAUGCUCAAGGAUUGUGUGAUCACUUAGCAAGAGAAAUCCUGAGAUGGUCCCAACUACCCGUAAAAGAAAAUAAAGAAUUUUCAGGUGCUGUGAAGUCUCAUUUUGAGUGUGGAAUGACGGACGGUGUUCAUCCUGAGGCAGCUGUGAGAGUUGUCCAGUCCAUGGCUCGUUUCAUGGCUGCCUAUUUCACCAAUCAGCAGCUUUGCAUUUUGCCACCUCACCAUGUGAAUGUUCUUCCUCCACUUCAUAUUAAAACAGAGCAGUCCUUUCGACUUAUUCCUCUGCAACACUGUAAGGUGGCCAGUGUUGUUAGAGAUCAGAAGCUCUCUAAUGUGUGGACAGUUGACUAUGCACUUGAAUUACUAUUUAUUGGUGGCCUGGUUCCAGAGGCUGUGUGGUUGACACAUAAACUUGGAGACUGGAAGACAUCUGUUUCAAUUGGUGUGGCUUUCCAGCUGUUCUGUAAACAUGAUAGCAAUUUUAUGAGGUCCAAGAAAAAGAGUCAGAAUCUACCACUAAAUAUGACUCCAGCACAGAUUUUUCAGGAAAAGCUGCAGUGUUUUUUAGGCCAACCAGCCUCUUUAGAAACAAAAAAUGAAAUGGGCUCAAAAUAUAAACAGUUUACAGAUCCCGUUGAAGAGGAAGAUGCAAAUCUACUAUUUGGUUCAAUACAAGAAGUACUGAAAGCAUCAGUUAUGGCUGAUGCAGAUAUUCUUUCAGAGACAUUUCAACUUCUGAUAGACUCUGCCAAGGACUUCAGUAAGAGACUGUGGGGCUUAGUGCCCGUUGGCUUGUAUCUUCCAGCUCCUCCAUUGUACUGUCCCCAGCCAGCUAUUCUUAGUGAAGAAGAUGGUGAUGAUCUUCUUUUAAAAGCUGAAAAAGAUAAUCGCCAAAAGGUAUCUGGAAUCCUUCAGCGUGUUCUUCUGCUUUUCCGGGCGGCUCAGUGCUCUUUUCCUAUAGCACAGUGGUAUAUCUUGCAGUUGAGGUGGGCAAGAAAAGUCAUGCAUAAGAUUCGAAUGAAAGGAUCCCUUCCUUCGUUGAGUCCUUUUCCUCAGUCAUUACUUAAUUACUGUAAAGGAGAUAUCACAUUCUUUAGACCUGGAGCAGCUGGAGAUCACAAGCUUGAUGAAGUUUCCAUUAGAGCAAUAGGUAGCUUCAGAGAACUUUGUGCUUUGUGUUGGAUUCUGCAUGUCCGUGAUAAGUUAUCCUAUAAUUGCAGGCAAUAUCAGAAAGCAAGAGAAAAUGUAAAGGGAGAAAAGGACCUCAAAGUGGAGUUUGAUUCUUGUAUGGUUGAGCACUGUCUUAGUGCGGUGGAAUGGGCUUAUAGAAUGCUACCUUUCUCUCGGUUUUUUAAUAUGGAAGAACUUAUUCAGGAUAUAAUUUUGAGCCUUAUUGGAGAACUGCCACCAAUUAGAAAGGUAGCAGAAAUUUUCGUGAAAGCAUUUCCCUGUCCUGAAGAUGUGAGGGUUCCCUUAAGAGACAAAUAUCACUCUCUUCACCAGAGACUCAGACACUGUGUUGUGAAAGGUCCCCAGACUGAGGAAAUGAUGUCUGUUGUCAUGCAUUCUAUCCAGAAAGUGAGGGUGAAAGCUCUAAAACGUGUGCAGAGAAAUAUAGGUUCUUUUGAAAUGAAUAUAUGGGAACCAAUUGAAGAAGAGAAACCAGAUGAGGCUUCAGGUUUUGACAGAUUUUCCCUGGGGACUAGUUUGAGCAGAAGUACACUCACAGAACUGGGGAAUUCUGUGGUAAACAGUGAUGCAGAUACGGCAGAUAUGUUCUCUGAAGCUUUGUCGGUUGAAGUAAAAGGGAUAAAUAAGUAUCAAAGAAAUGUCCCAAAUUGCAUGGAAUUAGCAUCGAUUGGUAAGCCCCCUGAUAAAAAGAAAAUGUGUAAUCAGAAAGAAAAUCCUGCAAGGAAAGAAGAUCAUGAAAAGUUAUUACGAAAUACACUUCCUGUAAUAGGUGUUUGGGAAUUUGAACGUGAUGAUGAUGAAUAUAUUAAAUUCCUUGAUCUCUUCUUGAGUUACAUUCUUGAAAGAGACCUACUUAAUUUGAGGGAUGCUGGCAUUCCAUUUCUAACCAGUUUUUCUGAAAAGCUUAGAGAACAUGAACUUAAUUCUGUACUUUUUGAUGUACAUGCAACAUUGAAACGACGUCAGGGCAAAACUAAAAGCCAGAAUGUGUUUAGAGCUGGUUCUUGCUUUGUUGUUGAUCCUGAGUCCUCUGAAGCAGAAAAAUCAUCCUCUCUAAAUGAUGAAUAUGGCACACAUUUAGAAAACCAGGCACUUUCAUCAUCAGUACUGGUUAAUCAAGGGAUCAAAUCUUUUUUAGAAUAUCCUUUGAAUGAAGUCAAUAAGAAUGAAGGAAUGAGAGGAUUAUUUGGUUUAAAACAGAAGUCAAUUUACAGAAUACAAGCUGACACUAGAGAGAACUGUCUUAUCCAGAGAUCAUCAAACCACAUUUUUUGGACUCCCAAGCACAUUAAAACUAGAAAAUGUAUUUUCAAAGCUAUUCAGUGCAAUGAUAUUAAUCCUCAAGAAGAUCUUCCUUUAGCACUAAAUAACACAUUUGGCAGUAUAGGAAGACUGCUGGAAUGGAUGAUAAGGUGGUCUAAUAGACGACUACUCUGUGAUUCUGGUAUAACUGAGUCAUCCUCUGAGUACAGUCCAGUAAUUCAUGUAAAGACCUCUACAGCUGCCAUUCUUACAUCAUUAUGGCUUUUGGAACAACCCUAUUUUGCUACAUAUAAGGCAAAAAAUGCCAUUAUUAAGAUGAUAGAAAAUCGUGACCCUGGGUAUCAGAUUGGACCCCAUAUUGAGAGGGAGAGCAAAACAGUUGCUGGUGGUUCAGUUGCAGUAGCAACUCCAGAUGGAACUGAGGACAGAAAUGGUCAGAAUAAAUCUUGUCAAAAUAUCUUGAAUAGAAUGCCAACUGAAGCAAAAAAUUCUGAUAUAAAAGAAAUCAAUGAUGAUAUUAUUUCCAUCAUUCAUGAUACUAAAAAAGAAUUUAUAGAUAUUGAUGAGAAUCUUUUAAAAGUAGAAGCAUUUAUACAAGAGGAAAUGGAUAUGCACAUAUCAGACUAUAAAGAAGACAUCGAAGAAUCUGUUGGAGGUUUCAGAAGUCCCAAUCUUGCCAUUUGCAUGAUGACUUUACCACAGCAGUUAGAAGAACAGUUUACAGAAGAGGUUCAGUAUCAAAAGGAAGAACCGCUGGAGACAAAUAUGGAGGAAAAAUCGACUGAACAGAAGAGUAUGAUUGAAGGCUUUUCAUUUCCUGAUCAUACCACUCUUCAAUCAAUGCAAGUAGAUACAAGUUCAGAAAUUUCUAGUGCACAGAUUUCUACAUAUAAAGACAAAUCUUCCUCACUUCCACCUCUGAUAUCAAAUGGAGUCAAUGUUGCUUCACAAACACCUGUUCCAACACCUCAGAAGACCCAGAGAAAUGAAUGCAGGGAUCAGUUACCAGAUUGUUCUGAUUCCAUUAGGCAAAUGCUCCAAGAUGAAAUGUUUAAAUUAGUUCAGCUGCAGCAGAUCAACUUCAUGAGCCUAAUGCAAAUAGUAGGAUCAUCCUUUGCUAACCUCCCCAAUACACAACAACUUCUACAGCAGUCUCAGUCUGUGCGCUUAGGGGGAAGCCAAGAAUCAAACCUAAGAGGAUGUGGUGAUGUUGAAGACAGCAACAAAAAUCUUGAGGAGAGAUUUUUUAUCAAAUCACAGUCAAUGGGAGAGAACACCAGAGAGCCUCACAAGAAUAGCCCAUACUGCCAUGAAGGAACUAUCCCAUCUGGUCAAAAUACAAAUGAAAAUGUACAGAGUGUUCCACAUGGGAGUAUUCCUCUAUGUCAAUUAAAUGGCCUGCCCCAGAAAAGAGGACCAAUUCCAUCAUCUCAAAACUUACCAUCCAGUUUGUUUUAUCCAGCUCCUGCUGAAAAUACUAACCUCUACCUUUUGUCCACACCUUCUGUUGUUCAGAAGGCACCUAGACUCAUCCCACAUGCAAAAACAUUUAGUCCUGGUGAUGGUUUUCCCUUGCUUCAAUUUAAGCCUAAGCAAGAAUUCAAACCCCUUUUCUUACAUACAGGGAGCCUUCCACAAGUUCCCUUCAAGCCUCUGCCACAACAAAGAGAGGCUUGGGGAUUAUCUGAUUCCUUCCAGCCUGAUCCGCCAGAAAGAGUGGCACAAACUAUACCAGCACCCCAUUUGAAUGUAAGCCAGUAUAAUACUGAAGCCAAAAAAAAAGAAGCUGAGCGCAAGACAUGGGCAGGAACUGUAAUUACAGAAAUUCCUAAGCAUGUGAACUUGGAUCAGUAUGUUGGACAAGAAAACUUGAGACCUCAACAGGACUCUUCAGCGUUUAUAAAACCAGAAAAACUAUUUGAUGUUAAACCAGGGCCCCUUGAGAUACCUCCUCACCAUUCCUUUGGACUUCCGUUACUAUACCUGCCACUUAAACCUCCUGAUAGGUUUUCAUCAACCUCAAGAGCCUCAGUUACUGUUCCCUCAACACUCAUCCAACCUGUAGCAGAAGAAAGAAAAUACCCAAGCCUGUUAUUACUUCAUUCACAUUUGUCCCCAGAAAAUAUGUGCAAAAACCCACAACUUAUCCCACUUGAAAACCUCAUUGCGUUUAAACAAAGCCAACAGAAACUAACACAUAAUUUAUUUGAGCAAGGUGAUGCUGGACACCUUCAACUUCUAAAGGCCAAAAUAGAACCACCUGAAGUAAGACAAGGAAAGGACAGUAAAAAAAGGCAAAGAAGAAGAGCUGAGAAGCAGCUGGAAGAAAAAAGAUCUGAGAAACUGAGGAGAAAACCAAGUGUGACUUUUCGACCAGAGGAUUCCAUCAUUAAUAAUGAUGAUUCAGAAAUCAUUAAGCAACCCAAGGAACAACAAGAACAUUGUGAUUCCCAUCCUUUGGAUGACUUCGACAUUCCUUUUGAAAUGCUACAAGAUGAUAAUACUUCAGCUGGAUUACAUUUCAUGGCCUCUGUGAAAAAGAAAGCUAUAGGAAGUCAAGAUGCAAGUACAAAUACAGACCCAGUUUUUAAAUAUAUUAUAGUACAAGAUAAGGAAGCUACUUCUCAGGAAAUUGUUUCUGAAUGUGGUACCAGGCACCAAAUUAUUUCUUGCACACCAGGACAUGAGCCUUCGAAUGCUCCUCAGCUCUUGGUCCCAGAUGUAUAUCUAAAUCUGAAGCUUUCCACUGAAAUAUCAGAGAAACCUUUGUCACCCUCAAUACCUCAUACAGUAGCAAACUCGGUUGGACAUACUUAUAUAAAUGUGAUUGACAUUGAAGCUGAUGAUCUUCUACAGGAAUUACCUGUGAGAGAAGAGCCUUCAAAUGGUAAUGUUAUCAAACAGCAAAGUGAUCAUCUAGAAGCUCCAUCAUCUGCAGAGUUACAUUAUAUAGCAGCUUCAGUUACUAAUGCUGUUCCUCCACAUAAUUUUAAGAGUCAAGAAUCAGCCAGUUCCACUAUGGAUUUAUUUUCUAAACCUGCAGAGGUGACUCCCGCUUGUCUAGAUGGAAAAAGCUUGAGAGCAGGCAUUACUGAAGUGAAGGAGCCUAGUGUCACCUCAACUGCACCAUCAGACAUACAGCAGAACAAAGAUCUGCCAGAACCAGAGUUCCAAUUCAAAGGACAGAGCACAAAACCAGACUCUGCAGAUUAUUUGUUAUGGAAACUGCUGCAAGGUAUCUCUGCAGCUCGCCCUGCACCAAGCUCUACAGCUUACCAACUAGAGCAUCUCACUGCUAAGCUUCAGAAAAUUGACGAGCAGCUGCUAGCAAUACAGAACAUUGCUGAAAACAUAGAGCAGGAUUUCCCCAAGCCUGAAAUGCUAGAUCUACAUUGUGAUAAGAUUGGACCAGUGGAUCACACUGAAUUCUCUUCUGGCCCUGAAUUCAAAAAAACAUUAGCUUCGAAAACCAUUAGCAUUUCUGACAAAGAAGAUCAAAGUGACAAAAAGGAGACUUCAGAACCCGAAUUCUCAAUAACGGAAAAUCAUUCUGGUCAAAAAACCCAUGUGUUUUCUACUGCUGAUUCAGCUGUCAGCCUUUCCAGUGACCAGAAUACUACUUCUCCUGGUAUGAAUAGCAAUGAUGAAUUAUUUGAGAGUGUUUCACUAGAUCCACUCCAGAUGACUGGAUUGACUGAUAUUGCAGACAUUAUUGAUGACCUUAUAACUAAAGAUGGAAUUUCCAGUGAAGAGCUUGGCUUAAUAGAACAAGCUAAGAGCAUCUCCAGAAUUCAGCAUUCUUCUGGCAGACAUCUGCAAAGAGCUGACAAGGAAAGAAGAAAGAUUCGAGCCUGGAUGAAAAGAAAACGAAAAGAAAGAAUGGCGAAGUACUUAAAUGAGCUGGCAGAAAAGAGAGGGCAAGAACAUGAUCCUUUCUGUCCCAGAAGUAAUCCACUUUACAUGACUUCAAGGGAAAUCAGGUUGAGUCAAAAGAUGAAGCAUGAAAAAGACAGAUUGCUGCUCUCUCAACACUACACUCGUCGAAUCUCACAAGCAUACAGUCUGAUGAAUGAACUGUUAUCUGAGUCAGUACAGCUACCAACAACUGCAUGGAAACCAUUGCCUAACAAAUCCAGCCCUGCUCAGUUUUCCAGAUAUCAACACUGCCCUUCUCCAAGAGGAGAGAAUCAGCAUGGUCACAGUUUUCUGAAAAAUCGACCUGGAAAAGUCAAAUAUACAUUUAAACCUAGUUGUAUCCAUAAGAAGUCUUUUGGGCAACCUCAAGACUCAUCUUUGCCAUGUGGCUCUCAUGCUCCAUGUCAUAGUCUGCAGCAUAUAAAAAAACAUCGAAGUGCUGGGCUUGCACCUCAAACCAAGCAGGUGUGUGUAGAGUAUGAGAGAGAGGAGACUGUGGUGAGUCCCUGGACAAUACCUUCAGAAAUCCAUAAGAUUCUUCAUGAGAGUCACAAUACCCUUCUACAAGACUUGUCUCCAACUGAAGAGGAAGAGCUGGAGCAUCCUUUUGGGGUGGGUGGCAUGGACAGUGUGUCUGAGAGCACUGGCAGCAUCCUCAGCAAGCUGGACUGGAACGCCAUCGAAGACAUGGUGGCCAGCGUGGAGGACCAGAGCCUGUCUGCUCCCUGGGCUCUGGACCUGUAAGACAUGGAUAUUAUCCUGUUUCCAUGGACAGGCCAGCACCUCAGUAAUGUGGUUGUGAAAGUAUGGGACAGAAGCAAUGAAAGAAGUAACGUGAAUUUACCACCUGCUGUCAUAUUACUACCUGGAUUAGUCAUUUCAAGAGGAAAAAUAAACACUUCUCAAUAACUUUGCCUUCAUGGGGAAAAGGUUGUUUGAUUAUAGAUGUAUUAAAUGUUUUUGUAUUUGAUGCAUCAUUAGGCAGUUUUUAAAAUGAUAAGUACCUUUCAAGCCAAGUUUGCAUAACCUACUUUCAAUAAAAACCCUCUAUCUUGCCUCCUCC